Schistosoma margrebowiei is the source of this 456-nucleotide messenger RNA. The record is from the annotation of a GenBank genome assembly. NCBI's taxonomy places the organism in Eukaryota, Metazoa, Platyhelminthes, Trematoda, Strigeidida, Schistosomatidae.
AUGAUCCAAUAUAUAUGUCAUAGUGACAAAUUGAACAUGCAAAAGAACAAAAUAAUAAUAAUCACUAGUGAAAUCAAUGUAAUAAUUGUAUUUCUUUUACAGUUUAUAUCAGAUGUUUCUGCUAUCAAAUGUCGUGUUUGUUUACCAUGUGAAGAAAAAUACAAAAAAUUAUUCCAAAUUACAAAAGAUGAAAUUUUAGACAACUGUGGAGUUUGUAUUACAGCCUAUUCAACUUUCCAAGGUUAUCAAAUGGAAGGUCGAGGUUGUUUACCUAAAUGUCCACUUAAAGAUGCUAUCAAUGAGCUUACUCCAGGACUUGUUAACAAGUAUAACUGUUGUUAUUAUGAUUUAUGCAAUAGAACAAACAAAUUAUUUGUACAAUACAAAUUGCUUAUUCUGAUUUCAUGUUUAUUCAAUUCAUUAUUUAUUGUUGUGAAUAGAUUUACUGUUUGUUGA